This is a messenger RNA of Cololabis saira (Pacific saury), 824 nucleotides long. Its product is annotated as macrophage mannose receptor 1-like. Lineage: Eukaryota; Metazoa; Chordata; Actinopteri; Beloniformes; Belonidae. The record is from RefSeq and is a predicted model, not a curated record. The transcript has a single exon. Bases 1 to 768 code for a protein of 255 amino acids.
AUGCAAAUGCUCCGUCUUUCCCUGGAGAGAAAGUCGAUAAGAAUCCCGGACCCGCUGCUGCCGCGCAGAGACCGGUUCAGGAUGGAGAAGGUCGUCCUCAGGGCGCUGGUUUUCACGGCCGCGUGCUGCUCAGCUACGAAGCACGUCUUUGUCGCUGAAAGGGCCCCCUGGUCGGACGCGCAGAAGUACUGUAGGGCCCAGUACACAGACCUCUCCCCCCUCACCAACGCACUGGAGGAGGAGGUGUUCACGGACCUGAUGGGCCGGUACAAGUCCGGCUGGGUCGGUCUGUACUGGGACUCCAGCGACGAGCCGUGGUCCUGGUCGGGGGGCGUCACCGGCCUGGUGCGGGACUUCAGCGCCGGUCUCUACUGGGUCGGGGGGAGGUGGUUCUGGAGGAAAGCUCGUAUCUCCAGCAGCUUCUUCUGCCUGGACCUGGUGGUGGUGCCGGAGCAGAAGACCUGGGAGGAGGCUCUGUACCACUGCUUGGGGAGCGGCAAAAACCUCACCAGCCUGCUGUCCGAGAGCGAGAGCCUCCUGGCCCGGACCCAGAUCCAGGACAGCGGGGUCAGCGGGCCGGUCUGGACGGGAAUGCGGUACCUGGAGGACCGCUGGAUGUGGGUGAACGGGGACCCGGUGCAGUACGAGGCCUGGACCGGAGGCCAGGAGGACCCGUGUCCAUUACAGAGACGCUGCGGAGCUUUGACCCCCGAGGGAACGUGGGAGGACCGAGACUGUGGAGAGAAACUCAGCUUCGUCUGUGCCUGAGUGGACGACCCUCAAUUACCCCCACUUUCUCUCAGUUACCCCCACUUUCCCCCAGU